AUGGCCGUCGACCAAAUCCAAUCGGAAUUAUCCCCAUAUACCCAAGAAAAGGCCAGCUCCUCCGCCAGCGAGGUCAAGGGCUACGAACAAGAUGGCGUCUCCAAAACAUCCUCCUUCCCAGACGCCCAGAAGCCCGAGGAGCGUCAGCUCCACCGAGCGCUCAAAGGUCGUCAGAUCUCCAUGAUUGCCAUCGGCGGUGCCCUCGGUACGGGUCUCAUUAUCGGUACUGGUGGCGGUCUCGCCAACGGCGGUCCGGCUUCCAUCCUCAUCGCAUACACGCUCAUGGGAUUCUGCUGCGCCUCCGUCAUGUCGGCCCUCGGCGAAAUGUCGACCUACAUGCCUCACCCAAGGGGUUUCGCUGGUCAUGCUUCACGCUUCGUAGGCGACGAGUUUGGUCUGGCCACUGGCUACAACUACCUCUUCAAGUACGGAGUGGUCGUCGCUAACAACACAAAUGCUGCGGCACUUGUGAUUGCCUACUGGAAUUCCACCCUCUCUGGAGGCAUCUGGAUCGGCAUCAUCACCGUGCUCAUCAUUGCUCUCAACUUCGGUGGUCCCAAAUGGUUCGGUGAGGUCGAGUUCUGGCUCUCCCUGGUCAAGAUCAUUACCAUGACGGGUCUCAUCUUGCUAUUGCUCAUCAUCGACCUCGGUGGAUCUCCCACGGGCGACCGCAUCGGUUUCCGCAACUUCCAAGACGGUCUCGCUUUCCGUUCCUAUCCAGGCACUUCGGGGUCCAAGGGAAUGUUCCUCGGCUUCUGGUCCACCAUGGUCACAGCUCUGUUCGCGUACACCGGUACCGAACUUGUCGGUGUCACCGUCGGAGAAGCUGCCAACCCACGCAAGACGGUCCCCUCGGCCAUCAAGAAGACGUUUUUCCGAAUCGCGUUCUUCUAUGUCAUUGGUGCUCUGCUUGUCGGCAUGGUCGUCCCGUCCAACGCACCCGAGCUGCUCUCGGCCAAUAAAAAGGGUACCUCGGCCGCUGCCUCGCCGUUCGUCGUGGCCAUCAUCCGAGCUCGCAUCCGCGUUCUUCCGCACGUAAUCAAUGCGGCAAUUUUGGUGUUCUGUAUUUCGGCUGCCAACUCGGAUCUGUACAUUGCAGCGCGUACGCUGUACGGAUUGGCGCUCGAUGGUAAGGCGCCCAAAGUUUUCCGUCGCGUCGACAAGCGCGGUGUUCCGUACGUUGCGCUCUCGGUCAGCUCGCUGUUCUGCGGUCUGGCGUUUAUCAACCUGGCCUCUGGUGGACCCAAGACGUUUUCGUACCUGGUCGCGUCGGUGACCAUGUUUGGUGGUCUCACGUGGAUCUGCAUCCUGAUCAGCCACAUCCAAUUUAUGAAGGCGAUGAAGGCGCAGGGCAUGUCGCGCGAGUCUCUGCCGUGGCAAUCUCCGCUGCAGCCGUACAGCUCGUACAUCGCCGUCGUCUUCACGUCGCUCGUUGUCUUCUUUAAAGGCUGGAACUCGUUUCUGUUUACGUUCAACUGGAGGACGUUUUUGACCAACUACAUUGGAUUGCCUAUCUUUUUUGCCAUCUUGCUCGGAUGGAAGUUUUGGUACAAGACCAAGUUCAUCAGCCCCAAGGAUGUAGAUUUGCUCACUGGCGUGCGCGAGUUUGACGAGCAGGACGUAGCGAUAUGGCAGGCUGACGAGGAGAAGACGCGCGCCGAGCUGGCGAGUGCGCCCAUGUAUAAGAAGGCCUGGAUUUACGCCAAGAACUGGUAA
Mycosarcoma maydis (corn smut) is the source of this 1716-nucleotide messenger RNA. Its product is annotated as putative amino acid transmembrane transporter. Gene Ontology annotation, cellular component: membrane. Gene Ontology annotation, molecular function: amino acid transmembrane transporter activity. Gene Ontology annotation, biological process: amino acid transmembrane transport. The record is from RefSeq and is a predicted model, not a curated record. The coding region runs from base 1 to 1716 and encodes 571 amino acids. Lineage: Eukaryota; Fungi; Basidiomycota; Ustilaginomycetes; Ustilaginales. The transcript has a single exon.